Molecule: messenger RNA, 2640 nt
Organism: Ricinus communis (castor bean)
Lineage: Eukaryota; Viridiplantae; Streptophyta; Magnoliopsida; Malpighiales; Euphorbiaceae
Product: pentatricopeptide repeat-containing protein At2g29760, chloroplastic
Exons: 2
Coding region: 54-2171 (705 amino acids)
Biological process (GO): RNA modification
Molecular function (GO): RNA binding; zinc ion binding; protein binding
Source: RefSeq, a predicted model, not a curated record
AGAAGUUAUAAAAAAUAGAGUUAAGGUAUUUAUAUUGAAAGUUGACUGUUAAAAUGACUAAAGUUAAAGAGUUAAAUAUACAUUCGGCUUCUGUAUAUAUAUAUUUGCCACCAUCCAUUUUGCUGCGUUCUCUUGCCACUAUCCAAAUGCUGAAAGUGAUACCAAAUCCAUCCCUCCAUUUCUCACUUCUUAAAACCUCAAAAACCGAUAAAGAAACCAAGCAACUCCAUGCACUUUCCGUCAAGACCAAUACUUUCUCUCACCCAUCUAUCUCUUCUUGCCUCUUAUCUCUUUAUGCUGAACCCAAAAUCAACAAUCUCGAAUAUGUUUUAUCUAUCUUCAAUAAAAUCCAAGAACCCGCUUUGGUUCUCUACAAUAUUCUUAUCAAAUGCUACAUUCAAAACCAAUUAUCACACGAUGCUAUUACCCUCUUUUCUCAAUUGCUUCAUGAAUUUAACCCUGAUGGUUUUACCCUGCCCUGUGUAAUUAAGGGCUGUGCAAGGUUACAUGCCACUAAAGAAGGGAAACAGAUUCAUGGGUUGGUCUUAAAACUUGGGUUUGGUUUAAAUAAGUUUGUAUCGAGUAGUUUGGUUAAUAUGUAUUCAAAGUGUAAAGAUAUUGACAGUGCAAAGAAAGUGUUUUUGUCAAUGGAUGAUAAAGAUUUAGUUUCUUGGAAUUCUUUAAUUGAUGGGUAUGUUAAAUGUGGGCAGGUUGAGUUGGGAAUGAAAUUGUUUGAGGAAAUGCCUGAGAGAGACUUAUUUUCUUGGACUGUUUUGAUUGAUGGGUUCUCUAAAUGUGGGAAAGUAGAUGUUGCUAGAGAGUUAUUUGAUAAGAUGCCUAGUAGGAAUUUGGUAUCCUGGAAUGCUAUGAUUAAUGGUUACAUGAAAGCUGGGGAUUUCGUGUUGGCGUCUGAAUUGUUUGAUAAGAUGCCUGAGAAGAAUUUGAUUUCCUGGAAUUCGAUGGUAGCUGGUUAUGAUUUGAAUGAAAGGUUUAAGGAAGCUUUAGAUUUGUUCCUGACUAUGUUGGAAAGAGAUUUUACACCUAAUCAUGCUACAUUAGUCAGUACUUUUUCUGCGGUUUCAGGGUUAGCUAGUCUUAGCACGGGAAAAUGGAUGCAUUCGUAUAUGGUUAAAAAUGGUUUUCAAUUAGAUGGUGUGCUUGCUACAUCAUUGAUAAAUAUGUAUUCCAAGUGUGGGAACAUUGAGAGCGCCUUAUCUGUUUUUCAGUUGAUAACCAAGAAGAAAUUGGGACAUUGGACUGCUAUAAUUGUAGGCUUAGGAAUGCAUGGCAUGGCUGACAAUGCUCUGGAAUUUUUUCAUGAAAUGUGCAGGACUGGAAUGAGGCCUCAUGCUAUAACUUUUAUAGGUGUAUUGAAUGCUUGUAGCCAUGCAGGAUUGGUUGAAGAUGGCCGGAAGUAUUUUGACAUGAUGGUAUAUGAUUAUGGAAUUGAACCCUCAAUUGAACACUAUGGUUGUUUUGUGGAUAUUUUAUGUCGAGCUGGGUGUCUUGAAGAGGCAAAGAACAUCAUUGAGAAUAUGCCCAUGACACCAAACAAGUUUAUUUGGAUGAGUUUACUUAGUGGUUCUAGGAUAUAUGGAAACACAGAUAUUGGUGAGUAUGCAGCUAGUCAUUUGAUUAAGGUGGCUCCGGAGACUAUUGGAUGUUAUGUUGUUCUCUCAAAUAUUUAUGCUGCCAGUGGUCUUUGGGACAGGGUUUCACAGGUUAGAGAAAUUAUGAAGAAGAGAGGGAUUAGAAAGGACCCGGGAUGUAGUUCUAUAGAGCAUAGAGGCAAGCUUCAUGAGUUUGUGGUGGGUGAUAAAUCACAUCCCCAAACAGAAGAGUUAUGUUUUAAGUUGACAGAGAUGGGAAAGAAACUGGAACUCGAGGGACAUGUCCCUGACACAAGCCAAGUUUUGCUAUGCAUUGAAGAAGAGGAAGCCAAGGAAGCAGAAUUGCAAGACCACAGUGAGAGGUUGGCUAUUGCUUUUGGUCUCAUUAAUGUAGAUGCUGGGAGUCCUAUCCGCAUCAUGAAGAACCUUCGGGUUUGUAGUGAUUGCCAUGCUGUGACUAAACUUCUAUCUAAAAUCUAUAACCAUGAAAUUAUUGUGAGAGAUAAUAGCCGUUUCCAUCAUUUCAAAAAUGGAAUAUGUUCCUGCAAGGAUUUCUGGUGACUGCUGCGGCUUAAUGGAAUUGGAGAAUUGGUUUCUGCUUCUGAGAUUGGAAAUAUCAGGCAAUCAGGAUGUCCUCAUAGCCAUUGAUACACUGGAGAAUAUCAGCAACUGCUUGUGUCAAUUGCUCAGAUUUUAUCUUUUAGUAAGCUGCAAAGUUUACAGAGGGAGAGAGAAGAAUACCUUGGAACUCCAAAUUACGAUCUUGAUCAUAUUUAGUCCAGGUCUUUCUCUUUCCCCCUGCCCAGGCAGCAUUGGAAUUGCUGUUGCAUAUCUCUAGAAUACUGCUUUUACCGUUGUAAGCAAGCAUGCUUUGGCUAAAAUCAUCAAAUUUAUGGUACAUUCCAACCAAACACAUGGUUAAGCACAAAGGAGUUGGAUAUUCUAGUGAUACAAUACUUUCCACAUAAUCAGUUUCCGCUACUAGUACAUGAGUAUUGAUGGACUCCAGAACAUGACUAUUUCAAUAAAA